AGCUUCAGCAAGCGGAUUUGAUGUACACCACUUAGCCAUCGAAUAAAUUCAAAAAACACAAAGUCAAAGUUAAGUUAUAUUCUCAGAUCGAGCCAUUUGUGAAGAGUUUGCCGUAGUAACAAACUAAGAAGGAAGCACAACCCCGCCCUAGUGGAAGGCAGUUGUUACAAGAGCUGUUGGUUGCAAUUUCGAGGUUUUGAAGCUGAAGCUAAUCCGAAAAUGCAACGAAGACUCCGUUUAAGAGAUUGGCUUGCGAUUCAAAUUGAAAGUGGCGAGUUUACUGGUUUGGAAUGGCUGGAUAAAGGAAGGAGGGUUUUUCGUGUCCCUUGGAAACACGGAUCACGCCAGUCGUGGAAUGUCGAGAAAGAUGCUGCAGUUUUUCGUGAGUGGGCAAUUUAUACGGGAAGAUACGACGCGCGUAAAAUGAAGCCCAAUCCACGAAGAUGGAAAACCAACUUCCGGUGCGCCCUAAACGCUCUCCCAGACAUCGAGGAAGUUACAGAAAAAAGUUGCACGAGAGGGAACAAUGCAUUCAAAGUCUACCGCAUGAAGCCACUGCCGAGAGGAAUCAGCUAUAAAGCGACAGAGGAGAUUUUUCACAGACAUCUAGAUAAAUACAAAAGCAGUGAGCAGGAGAAUGUAAAAGUGGACGGCGUUUUCCAAUGGGAACAUUACAAAGAUUAUAAUGGCUACACCUCGCAAGAUGAGAGAGCAAUGUACUUUACCGACCAGGAACGACGCGCGCAUCCAGGCCUCUGGCCAAACCAAGAAGUACCGCAAACAGUCCCGGACGACGAACAAAUUGUUGCUAUUGUCGACGAGCUCCAGCAGCUACAACAAAUGCAGAGCGACCAGGCCUGCACAAUCACCGGAAGCUGCUCAACCUCGCCUGAUAGCGCGUGCGAUGGCUACAGUUAUAGUACAGCGGAACAUGGCUCGUGCCCAGUCUACCCCUCACUCAUGACGCACAUGUAGUACAGGCAGCCCAAGAUACCCAAAAGCUACGGAUAUAUACUUGUGCUAUGUAGCCAAUUGUAGGUAGCCGUCGCUAGGGAAUUUAAGCAUCUACGACGGCGAAUGCAGGGAGAACGUGAUCCCAAAAAAGCUUUCAUGCUUUGCGCUCAAUUUUAAACUAGUUUUGAUAAAAUUCACUCGUUUUUGUAGUCCCAAAAAGCUAUAGAAAAGCCUAGAUCUUAUUUCUAACAUAGCUGCUUAAAUUCCCUGGUUGGGCAGAUGGUGACUCAGUUAAUUAUUGUCGACCAAGGGCCUGUGAGUAUUGUAUAACACGUUGAGCUGUAUUUUCAAUUCGAAUUAGUAAUACGGUAAACACUGUUAAGUAAUUUGAUUCAUGGUGAAUAAAGAAAAAAAUGUC
Nematostella vectensis (starlet sea anemone) is the source of this 1372-nucleotide messenger RNA. RefSeq names its product interferon regulatory factor 2. Lineage: Eukaryota; Metazoa; Cnidaria; Anthozoa; Actiniaria; Edwardsiidae. Gene Ontology annotation, cellular component: nucleus. The record is from RefSeq and is a predicted model, not a curated record. Gene Ontology annotation, molecular function: DNA-binding transcription factor activity, RNA polymerase II-specific; RNA polymerase II cis-regulatory region sequence-specific DNA binding. Bases 220 to 975 code for a protein of 251 amino acids. The transcript has 7 exons. Gene Ontology annotation, biological process: regulation of transcription by RNA polymerase II; immune system process.